AUGGCGUACUGCCACGAUGUACCAGAUGCGUACGUGCUGGGCGAGAAUGUGUUCAACAACCAAAGAUCCGCUUUAAAGCUCACCGCUCAGCCCAACAACGUGGUGCUGGCCCUUGGCGAAGGUCCCUCGAAGGAUACUGGCUCGGAGAAGCAAGACUACCCCUUGCACCUGGAAGACAGAUCCUCAGGGACUGCCGGUGACCCUUCGUCUAGUCCGCUGGGCUCACUUUCUUCUCAGCCACAGCCGUUCACAGAGGAAGAGGCUCUGGUAUUCCGACAUUUCGUCGACACGGUCUCAAAGUUCUUCGACUUCUGUGACCCCAAGCAGCACUUCGGCCGUGACGUGGCUCAAAAGGCGAGGGCGAGCAGUACGCUCUGCACGGCAAUCCUGGCGCUCUCAGCACGCCAUCUCAGUCGGGUGGCAGAGUUCGACGGACUGGUAGCGGAUUUCUACUACCAGAAAUGUCUGCAACAGCUAAUUCCUAUGCUCUCGGAUGUUCCAAGCGACGACUCUAUACUAUCAGCUCUGGUCAUCUUGCGGUUGCUCGAGGAGCUUGACGUGCCUCUUACUGGACACGAUUCGCAGAGCCAUCUAUUCGGUACACAGGCCAUAAUCAAGGCUCAAGAGGACUCAAAUGGUCGACAGAAUACUGUUUCUGACCUCCUCCGAGCAGUGCGCAUGGCCGCACUGAGGCAGGAUCUAUAUAUGGCUCUUACCAAGCGACGUGCGAUGCAGGUUGAUAUCUUGAACCUGGUCAGAGCAGUACACGAGCCCUCGCGGACAUUUGCUCAUGACUCUGCGCAACACCACGAAGCAGAGUGGGCCAAUCUUGCUGUUCUGCAUUGCUGCGACGUAGUGCAGUUCGUGUUUGGGAGCGACCACCACAAUGCAUUAACUUUCGGUCGACUGACCGACGCGCAUGGGCACUGGAGAGACUCACGUCCCGCCUCGUUUGAGCCUUUCUACACAGGAACUACAACUGCCAUCUUUGCGGAUGAGAGGUAUCUCUCGGACUGGCACGUCAUGGGCGCGAUGUAUCAUCUACUUGCGGCGCUGCUUUUGGCUGCUCAUACAGUUAGUGGCUCGGAAACCAGAACGACUGUUGCAGAAGAACGAACCCGCGAGAUUGUCUUACGCAUGGUUGGCAUCGCCGGAGCAAACCCACAAACACCUCCCGCAAUGCUUGUUGCUUCUAUGGCUAUUUCCAUCCAUGGAAGCCACUUCAAGGAAUUACGCGAACAACACAUAUUACAUCGCUUCGUUGAGCAGACUGAGAGAACGACCGGCUGGCCAACUCGGUCAGCUAGGCAGGCGCUGCAUAAAAGUUCAAACGAUGUAAGGACCGCCACGACACAUUGA
Molecule: messenger RNA, 1359 nt
Organism: Saxophila tyrrhenica
Lineage: Eukaryota; Fungi; Ascomycota; Dothideomycetes; Mycosphaerellales; Extremaceae
Exons: 2
Coding region: 1-1359 (452 amino acids)
Biological process (GO): positive regulation of transcription by RNA polymerase II
Cellular component (GO): nucleus
Molecular function (GO): transcription cis-regulatory region binding; DNA-binding transcription factor activity
Source: RefSeq, a predicted model, not a curated record